UAAUACACGGGUGCCACAGCGCGCCGAGACCUCCGAGAUGGCGCCAGUUUGCUCCAUGUCGCCGAAGAGGAUAUACGUAUUUUUCACCUCGCGAUUAUUACCGAUAUGAUGGAAUAACUGGACCCAUUUACGCGCCCUGUGCGCAGUACACCGCAACCAUGAUGGAGUUAAACACCUCACCUUUGGUGACCACACCAACACCUAUUGUAUCAACAAGUGCAGAACAAGAGGCUCACGGUCAUGGACAACAUGGACCUCUACAGCCUGGCCUCCUCCUCCUCCUUUUGCCACCUGAUGGAGAGUGAGGAGGGUUUUCCCUUCGGGGCCAAGACCACAUCUUUCCUUCCACCUGCCACCGUGACCAAUGCAUCCACCAACAACACAAUGGCCGCCCACAACACCACCGCCUUUGAUCUCCCAGAGUGGAUGGAGGGGCGAGAGCUCCUUGAGCUGCCCGAAGUAGGGCUGUUUGACAACAUGCCAGCCUCACAGCCCUCCACACCUCUGGAAGACAGCCUCAUGAAGAUGGAUGAGGAGGAGGAGGACUACUGCUUCACCAUCAAGCCAGAAGACAUGCUUGUACCUCUGUCUGAGCUGCAGCCUCCCACCACACCCACUCCUCCUCCCCUGGCCUCCACUCCCCCUGCCAGCCCAGUACACUGUUAUUCCAACCUUGUCCCUGCCAACCCUCCCCAAGUCCAUGCCAGUCCACCUCGAAUUCCUGCUCCUGCCCCUGCUGCCCAAGUCCAAGCCAGCGCUCCCCUGCCCAAGAUCAUCAUCUGCCGCAAGGUUGGCACGUCUACCCUGAAGACCAAGCCAGUCAAGGUGCACUACCAAGUCAUGCCAGUCAAGAAAAUACCACAAGUCACACCUGGCAUUCCCUUGGUGAGCCAGACACCCCUGCCAGUCAAACAAGUCCCACAAAUUUCCUGUGGCACUCCCUUCUCCACCCACACACCCCUGCCAGCCCCCACAGCUGCCCCAGGGAACAGCCUAGGAGGUCAAACGGUUGUCAGGUCCCUUGUAGCAAGUCAGGGCAAGCUUCCAACCACUGGUUCAUACAUGGAUGUGCCUCAGGUUACCGUGAGUGCCGAGGAGCUUCCACCAUGCGAUGCCGAGGAGCUGAUCAACGAGAUGGUACAGAUAAUUGGCGACAACAACAAUGCCAACACCUUCUUCCAGGGCCUUGAGGUGGAGGAAGGCAUGGAGGAGCUUCUUCUCAAACUGGAAGCCUCAAACAAAGCCAACUCUGAGUCUGACUCCCAAGCCUCCCUGUCUGUUCCUGUCCCAUCUGUGUCUCCCAGCAGCUUCGGCUCUGCCUCUCCUCACCCCUCGGAAACCACCUUCUCUGGCUCCAUAUCCUCGCCGGCCCACUCUGAAUCCACCUUCCCAUCUUCCCCUCUCUCCCUCCCCUCCCCCGUCCCUUCUUUGGGCUCCCUCUCCCCAGCACAGUCCACCAGCGACUCUCUCUUCCCUCCCGAUGAGACGAGCUCCACCGAGGACUGUCUGGAGGAUUGGAGCCCUCUGGAGGAGACACACUCAUACUCUAAAUCAACACGCAAGUCAAAAUCCUCCCGCAGGACCUCAUCUGCCAGGAAAGCACCGUACCCAGAGGACCGCAAGGAGCGCAAGAAGGAGCAGAACAAGCAGGCGGCGCUGCGAUACAGGCAGAAGAAGAAGCAGGAGGAAGAUGACCUGAUGGGCAAGAUUGAGGUGGAGGAGGAGCGUCAGGAGAAGCUCAGGGCCACCUACAAGGGCCUGAAGCAAGAAUUGGGCUACCUGAAGAAGAUCAUGCGGGAGAUGUUCAUGGCCAAGGGAAUGCUCUCGGAGGAGGCACUGAAGAAGGCUGCCUUGGCCAAGAAGACGGCUACGAAAUAGGAAUUGUCAACACCGAAUAGCUUACUUGAUAAUUUUAGCUUUAAAUUAUCAAAGGCAGACUGAGCAGGUUACAAUAAGCUCCUACACAAUAGUAAUGAUAGCCUAAAACAAGCUGAAAAUAUAAAUGCCGACCAGGACUGAUAACGAGUUGGCAGGCUCAUGUGUUGUGGCCUGCGCUCCACCUUAGUACAAAAUUUUCUUGGUGGCAGGAUGGUCUCAGCAAGUCCUUUUCUCAUGCUACUUGUCUCUCUGUUGGUUGGGGGCAUUUUCAUCUGCUAGUUACCAGAUUAAUAUUGGAUUACUAAAGCCACUAUGACAACUUAAAUUUCACAAACCUGGGUAAGUGAACUGUGCUGUAGGGAGGUUGAGAAUCCUUGACUUUUCCCUCUCCUCAGUACAGUCACAUCCCAGAACUCUAAACUGUUCACAAUGUGGCUACUGAAGUCACAACAUGCAGUGGGAAUGCCCAUUAAGAAGACACGUGGCAUGGAGCAGAGGCAUAGCUUUCCGCACUUUUUACUUUCUGCUCUCUUCCUUUUCUUCCCUUUGAUACCUGAGUUCUAGGAAAGAUGUAGUUUUGGCCCCAGUCUGCACUCCUAGCUCUUAAGGAGGGCUGGGUGAGGGGGCUGCGGCACAGAGCUAGUGUCCUCGACCCAGUGAAGGCUCUUUGGGCUGGAAGACGUCAGGACAAGCUGCUCUGCCCACAGCCUCCCUCCCUGAGCCAUGGGAAACAUUUCAUCAUAGUAGUCUCCACAUCUUAAUUAGCACGAGUGUGAUGAUAAGGUGUGGAAUAUGUUUUAUAAAGAUGCGUAGUAGUCUAUACAUAUAUAUUAUAUAUUUGUGGUAGUUUCUCAUUUCUGGUUUUGUCUCGGUUGUAUUACUCGAGUUGAGUAAGAAUCAUGUUUCUUAUUUUGUCCUUUCUUAGUAAACUGUCCAAAACAA
Messenger RNA from Eriocheir sinensis (Chinese mitten crab), 2820 nucleotides. RefSeq lists its product as uncharacterized. Bases 241 to 1878 code for a protein of 545 amino acids. Gene Ontology annotation, cellular component: nucleus. The transcript is spliced from 3 exons. Gene Ontology annotation, molecular function: DNA-binding transcription activator activity, RNA polymerase II-specific; RNA polymerase II transcription regulatory region sequence-specific DNA binding. Gene Ontology annotation, biological process: regulation of transcription by RNA polymerase II. NCBI's taxonomy places the organism in Eukaryota, Metazoa, Arthropoda, Malacostraca, Decapoda, Varunidae. The record is from RefSeq and is a predicted model, not a curated record.